Molecule: messenger RNA, 1055 nt
Organism: Alnus glutinosa
Lineage: Eukaryota; Viridiplantae; Streptophyta; Magnoliopsida; Fagales; Betulaceae
Exons: 6
Coding region: 91-858 (255 amino acids)
Biological process (GO): vacuolar proton-transporting V-type ATPase complex assembly
Cellular component (GO): extrinsic component of endoplasmic reticulum membrane
Source: RefSeq, a predicted model, not a curated record
UCAGUCCCCAAAGGCAUCUGAAAUUAACGGUAAACUCCACAAAGGCACAGACCGAGGGUGAUCGCGUCGUGUUGAAGAGCUGAACCUUCGAUGGAAGAACAAGACCAAACACAGAGCUCCGUAGAAGUAGAAGCAGAAGCAGUAGAACAAGAACAAGAACAACAACGAAAACGAUUGGAGGAAGAUAACGUAGUGCAAUUUCUAGAUUCGUUGGAUGGCUAUGUAACCCUAUUAGAUUCGUUGUCUUCAACAAUUCGCCAGGGAUGGAUGGAGUUGGCCAGUGCUCGACAUUCUAUGGGUGCGUCACGAAUCAAUGGUGCUUUUUUGGACAUGAAAUUUCACUCUGCAGCUACAACGGUGCAAGUAACUGAGCAUGACGAGCAACCGCAUUUUGCAUUGUGCAAAUGGGCAUCCUCCAAGAAUGGAAAAUGCUGUUCUGGAGAAGAAGAAUUUGGGGAGGACAAGUUGCAGAUGAUAUCUGAUGGUCCCCAGCUAAGACACCGUUCCCAGUUUUCUGAUAACCAGAAAAUGUCUUUUGUAUUGCUCAGCUACUUCUGCCAUGACAACUCUGAAUUGAGCGUAUGCUGUUUUAACUUCUGGCUUUUCUAUAUGUGUAAAGGAACUUUGGGGAAAACUCCAGCAAAAAAUGGUACUCCUCUUAUAGUUGACGAUCAAGUUCAAAAGGAGCGAUCUAAAUCACUAUCAAUGUUUGGGACUUUGGUUUCCCCAAAGCUUCGAGCUGCCCAGCUUUCAUUUGAGACAGCUCUUGAAACACUCGUAGAAAUCGCAAACAUGCGUUCAACAAUGCUAUCUACUUAUGAUCAAGUCCGGAAAGACUUGGAAGGCACAAAGGGAUGACAAGAACAGGUAUAUACAAAGAUGGUGCCUACGUGCAUUUUUUUAUGGUGUUUAUGGAAGAAAAAGAAUGACAGAAGUUUUUGAGGAUCGAAAAAAGUCGAUGGAUGAGAUUUUAUCUUUAUUCUUUAGAACAUUAUAUGUGUGGACAGUUGCUUAUGUAACUCUUUUGUCAAUUAGUUAUAGCGUUUUCCUUAAUC